Molecule: messenger RNA, 522 nt
Organism: Diachasma alloeum
Lineage: Eukaryota; Metazoa; Arthropoda; Insecta; Hymenoptera; Braconidae
Product: ribonuclease H1-like
Exons: 1
Coding region: 1-522 (173 amino acids)
Biological process (GO): DNA replication, removal of RNA primer
Molecular function (GO): RNA-DNA hybrid ribonuclease activity; nucleic acid binding
Source: RefSeq, a predicted model, not a curated record
AUGACCUCCAACACCUCCAUUCGUAUUCCCGUCUAUGUGGACGGGUCAUACUUAUACAAUGGAACUGAUAAUGCCAUCGCCGGAAGCGGAAUAUGGUUCGCACAUCAACACCCAUUAAACACCUACAAGGCUGUAAAGGGAAUAAGGGUCACUAACAUCACUGCAGAAAACCUAGCAGCCAUCGAGGCCUGUAAAAUAUGUCUACAGCAUGAUAUAAAUGCCAUCAAAAUAAUAACGGACUCAAAAUACUUGAUUAGUUGCAUGACAGGACACAUGGACAAAUGGAAAACCUAUGGAUGGCUCAACGCUAAAGCAAAGCCAGUAGUCAACAGAGAUCUACUGCAACAGUUGGACGGAUUAAUGCAACAAAUAGACGUAGAAUUCGAAUUCUCACCAGGGCACAGGGGUAUCUACGGGAAUGAAAAAGCAGAUGAACUCGCGAAGAUCGGGUCAAAAAUAAAUCCCAUAGGAUCUCAGCAUUCCAGAGCCGCCAAAAACUACCCAAUUACCUAUAACCACUAA